Molecule: messenger RNA, 489 nt
Organism: Penicillium waksmanii
Lineage: Eukaryota; Fungi; Ascomycota; Eurotiomycetes; Eurotiales; Aspergillaceae
Exons: 1
Coding region: 1-489 (162 amino acids)
Source: RefSeq, a predicted model, not a curated record
AUGGCCACCGUCGAGAAGCCCAAGGAGCAGCAAAAGCAGUUCCAAGUGCCCGAGUAUUCCGAUGAUGAAGAUUACGACAGCGCCGAUGACUACGAAUACUCAGACGAGGAGGAGGACCAGCCUAAGCCUGCUGCGAAGGACCAGCCUAAGCCCGCUGCGAAGAACCAGCAACUUCAGCGCCGCAAGCAACAACAGCCUCAACAGCAAGCCGACGAUGAGUAUGACUCAGAAGAGUAUUCCGACGAAGACGAAUACUCCGAUUACUAUCCCGAUGACGAGGACCGCGAUGAAUUUGGAAUGACCAAAAUGAACGGCGACACUUCGAUGCCACCUUGGCAGGGUAAUUCCACCGACAUGAACAUUGCCGAUGAGAAGAAGAAGAGCAUCCUCGAUGAAGAGGGUAUGAAACUGAGGCUGGAGCUGAAUCUGGAGAUUGAGAUUGAACUCAAGGCACGCAUCCACGGUGAUCUCACCCUCGCUCUCAUGUAA